Molecule: messenger RNA, 1581 nt
Organism: Leptosia nina
Lineage: Eukaryota; Metazoa; Arthropoda; Insecta; Lepidoptera; Pieridae
Source: the annotation of a GenBank genome assembly
AUGGUGACCAAGACCGACGUGGAAGCGGGAGGGCCAAAGGAGGAGAUCCCUCACGACCAUCUCUUCAAAGUGACGGGGCUGUCCUCUACCAAUUUGGAGAAGUUGGCUCAAGACCCGAUAUCGGACUUCGAAGAGGCGAUAACGGCCACGGGAUACGGCUGGUACAAUGUGGGGCUCAUGCUGUGCACUCUGCCCGCCUUCUGGAGCGCGGUGUCCGUCACCAGCGCCACCUCGUACAUCUUCACGCGAGCGCAGUGCGACAUGGGGCUCAAGUUGCUGGACAUGGGGACGCUUAACGCCAUCACCUAUGGAGGAAUGAUCGCGUCAGCCAUGUUGUGGGGAUUCCUGUCGGACACCCUGGGCCGUCGCAAAAUCCUGAUGUGGGGAUUCUUCUGUUCUGGCUUAGUGGAAGUCGCAGCAGCGAUGAGCCAAAACUUCACCAUAUUACUGGUCACCAGAUUCUGUAGUGGCUUUUUAUUCAACGGCCCCUUCGCUGUAUUGAUCUCCUAUUUGGCGGAGCUCCAUCGAACUGAAUUGCGCGCGCGCGUCAUCCUGCUCACCAGCCUGUUCUACACUAUCGCCAACACCAGUCUGCCCCUCUUAGCCUGGGCCAUACUCACGCAAGAUUGGCACUUCAAACCCUUCGGAGACGUCAUCGUAAUUCACGCAUGGAACCUGUUCCUAUUGGCUGCAGCAUUAGUCCCACUUUUGACGGGUGUAGCUUUCGUGUUCAUGCCGGAGAGCCCCAAGUUCCUGAUGUCGAGAGGCAGAAAUGAGGAGGCUUUGGACAUCUUUAGGAAGAUUUAUGCUAUGAACACUGGGAAACCAGCUGACACAUAUCCUGUUAAGGUGUUGGUGGAAGAGAAGAAGGAGCAACAAGCGCGAGGCUUAGCAGCUCUAAAGGCCGGAAAAGAGCAGAUGGCACCGUUAUUCCAACCGCCACACGUGGCCUAUCUUCUUCUCAUCUGCGCCACACACGCCGGGUGUAUGUUUGGGUCAAAUACAAUCCGGCUAUGGUAUCCCCAAUUAGCAGCCAUGAUCGGUUCCCACAGCACCGAGAGCCUCUGUUCAGCAAUUACCCCAGCCCCACUAGUGGCAGACGAAGAAGUAUGCCAACCAAUUGAAACCGACCUUCUCACGUAUCUCCAGAGUAUGGUGGUGGGAGCAGGGUCUAUACUCACCUAUGGUAUUGGCGGGGCGCUUAUUAAUAGGUGCGGUAAGAAGCUGGUAGCUGGCGUGUGCAGCAUCCUCAGUGCGGUGGUAAUAGUCGCGAUGCCCUUUUUAGGCACCAGCGCAAAUGCAGUAGCUGCCAUCGUCACGACAGCCUUGGCGCUCACCUCUUUGGCUGGUGCCUCGCUCUCCAGCAUCACUGUUGAUCUCUUUCCGACCUCACUCAGAGUCAUGGCGAUGGCGACAUUUCUGAUGUGUGGCAGACUUGGUACAAUAUCAGGAACAGUAGCAUUCCCUGCACUCAUCGACUACGGAUGUUUACCACCAUUUUUUACUAUUGCAGCCGUGUUAAUUGUGUGUGGCAUUGCGUGUUUCUUCGUUCCCAAUACGACGCUCAAAAAACUGGAGUAG